Spea bombifrons (plains spadefoot toad) is the source of this 1406-nucleotide messenger RNA. Its product is annotated as tyrosinase-like. Bases 1 to 1317 code for a protein of 438 amino acids. The record is from RefSeq and is a predicted model, not a curated record. NCBI's taxonomy places the organism in Eukaryota, Metazoa, Chordata, Amphibia, Anura, Pelobatidae. Gene Ontology annotation, molecular function: oxidoreductase activity. The transcript has 4 exons.
AUGAUGCUGUUGGUGGCCCCACUUCUCUUCGUUGGUGCAGUGAAUGCCAUAUUUCCCAGAGCGUGCAUCUCAGAAUCUAACCUUAAGAACAAAGUAUGUUGUCCUGAUUACAAUGGGAGUCCUUGUGGAUUGAGCUCUGGGAGGGGAGAAUGCCGACCAAAUACACAAAGGAGGGCAGCAGGAGUCAUUCAUCUUUGGUAUGAUGACCGAUACAGCUGGCCAGAUCAUCACUUCAAUACCACUUGCUUGUGCAAAGCCAACUAUGAUGGCUACAACUGCGGGUACUGCAAGUCUGGAUACACAGGGCCAACCUGUUCAACUCGCUUAGUCAUAGUGAGACGGGAAAUCCGCGAGUAUUCGGUGCCCGAGAGGACGACUCUGUUCGCCAAGUUACAUUACUGCAAGACUGUGAUCAGCAAGGAGUACGUCAUCCUGACCACCGGAGACCGACUCCACCAGGACGCCUUCAAAUUCAAGGAUGCCUCUUACUACGAUAUCGCCUGCUUUGCCCAUUACUACGCUAUCAAACCCAUGGUUAAUAACAGCCAGAUCUUCUUCACCAUUAACUUUGCUCACUCCUCCUCAGCCUUCCUCCCCUGGCAUCGCAAAUUCCUCCUCUUCUUCGAGCAUCUGAUGCAGAUCUGUCUCAGUGACCCAACCUUUGCGGUUCCCUACUAUGACUGGCGAUUUGACAGUAAUUGUCCCAUCUGCACUGAUCCCUUUUUGGGUGACUCUGACAAGCAGGGAGCGCUAAGCAAAUACUCCGUUUUCUCCACUUGGAGGGCUAUAUGCGCCGAGUACGACUUCGAUGACCAGUAUUGCGUGAUGUCAGACUGCAUUUGCGAACGUGCAAAGAUCACCAGGAAACCUGGUUAUCAUCCCUUUUCCCGAAAACCUACAGGGGCCGACGUGGACAGGGCACUUACCUACAGCACUUACGAUACAUUCCCAUAUGAUCCAUCCUCAACACGGUCCUUCCGCAACAUCCUGGAAGGUUUCAUGUCUGCUGUGGAUGGGGUGACCAGAACGACAGGGCUGCACAACCUGUUCCAUGUCUACUGUGGGGGCACCAUGACUCAAGUUCCCAUCUCGGCCAAUGACCCCAUGUUUUAUUUGCACCACGCUUUCGUUGACAAGAUCUUUGAAGUGUGGAUCCGUAGAUACGGUGUCACCCCGGCUGAGUAUCCACCCAACACCAUCUAUGGCCACGGGCCUAAUGAAUGCAUGCCGCCAUUUUUCCCCUGCUGCGUGACCAGAGAUUACCUCACAACGAGCAUAGCCCUGGGAUAUGACUACUCUUUUUAUAAUCACUUCUAGUACGGAAAUCAGGACAGUAGAGUAAAAAAAGGAUAGAUUAAUGUUUAGAAUUAAAAUAAAUUGUGGAUUACAGAGUGUUCUGUAUAUGG